AUGUGCCGAGCACUUCCGAGGCGUCCUCAACCGUCCCUCGCCCUCUCCGACGUCGCCAUCGCCCGUCCGCCACGAGUGGAGACCAACGCCGAACUUGACCUUCUGCCUUCUCUCCACGAAGCCAUCAGCGGCGUGCAGAAGCUCUCUAGCGGGAAAGCGCCCGGAUCGGACGCGAGCCCUGCUGAGAUCUGCAAGCACGGUGGUCCCCAACUCGUGAAUCAUUUGACGGCACUAUUCCAGAUGUGGCGUCAAGGAGAAGUUUCGCAAGACUUCAAGGACGCCGCAAUCGUCCACCGUUAUAAGCGGAAAGGAAACCGCCAGCUCUGCGACAACCACCGAGGCAGCUCCCUGCUGAACAUCGCCGGGAAAAUCUUCGUUUACAUUCUUUUCAACCGUCUGAACAACAACCCGGAACAAGGUCUUCUGCCGAAAAGCCAAUGCACCUCCGGCGUCAUCGUGGGACCACGGACAUAA
Spirometra erinaceieuropaei is the source of this 474-nucleotide messenger RNA. NCBI's taxonomy places the organism in Eukaryota, Metazoa, Platyhelminthes, Cestoda, Diphyllobothriidea, Diphyllobothriidae. The record is from the annotation of a GenBank genome assembly.